Molecule: messenger RNA, 948 nt
Organism: Stereum hirsutum FP-91666 SS1
Lineage: Eukaryota; Fungi; Basidiomycota; Agaricomycetes; Russulales; Stereaceae
Product: UbiA prenyltransferase
Exons: 9
Coding region: 1-948 (315 amino acids)
Biological process (GO): ubiquinone biosynthetic process
Cellular component (GO): mitochondrial inner membrane
Molecular function (GO): 4-hydroxybenzoate polyprenyltransferase activity
Source: RefSeq, a predicted model, not a curated record
AUGUCUGCCAGUUUCUCUAAGUCGUCUCCGACCACCCUUCCCCCCAAAGUGUCUAUUGUGUCACCGUGGCCCCUCAAUUACCUUCCUCAAGCAUUGCAACCAUAUGCAGAACUCAUGCGGCUUCACAGACCAUCUGGCAUCAUCCUUGUCUUUUGGCCUUACGCGUUCACGACGACUCUGGCUGCGUACACUGUCGCCCUCCCGAUUCAAGAAUAUUGGGCAAUACUUGGCAGGUUUCUCCUCGUCAGUGCUAUAGUUCGCGGGGCUGCAUGCACAAGCAACGACAUUCUUGAUCGGGACGUGGAUGCUGGUGUUGAGAGAACAAAAACCCGACCGUUGCCCAGUGGACGCGUCUCUGUCAUUUCAGCAUGUCUUUUCGUUCUUUUACAGGCUGCCGUUUCGUGGUAUUCGUUUUUGCCUCUGAAUCCUCUAGCAUCCAUUUUCUACCCCAUCAUGAAACGGGUAACAGACUUCCCUCAGGCUUACCUUGGCUUCUCGAUGGGUUUCGGAUCAUACGUAGCCUGGACUGCGAUUACUGGAACAUCGUCAAUGAAAGUUAUCGUUCCCAUGAUUUUCGCGUUCGUCUGCUGGACUUUGCACUUUGACACGAUCUACGCUUGUCAAGACAGAAAGGACGAUAUCAAGGUCGGUGUGAGAUCGGCAGCGGUACUUCUCGGGGACAGCGUCCUCUUGUUCACCUCCCUGUGUGCUUCCCUUCUCGUUGUGCUCCUCGCCUACGUCGGUAUCGUAAAUCAGCAAAGCAUCCGAUUCUUCGGCAUAUCGGUGGCAGGAUCCGCUCUACAUCUCAUUUGGCAGUACGCAACUCUCGACGUCCACGAUGGGAAGAGCUGCAUGUUGAACUUCACUCGCAACGGACAGAUGGGGUGGAUCAUCUGGGGAGGAAUGCUGCUCGACUACUUCGUCAAACUUGGGGUUAUUACCUUCUAA